Molecule: messenger RNA, 1066 nt
Organism: Monodelphis domestica (gray short-tailed opossum)
Lineage: Eukaryota; Metazoa; Chordata; Mammalia; Didelphimorphia; Didelphidae
Product: cation channel sperm-associated auxiliary subunit theta-like
Source: RefSeq, a predicted model, not a curated record
UGAUGAUUCUAGAAGUCUCAGACAAUCCAGGAUUCAACUUGCCCUUCUAGAACCCAUGUCUUUCAUUCAAAUUAACCCUCAGGGUAACUGCUUUUCCAGCUGCUUUAUCUAUCCCACACCUGUGAUCAUGGAAUUCUUCUCUCGGGGCCCCAAGCCAAUCCAUAUCCCUGGCACUGGCACUGGGGGCACUGGUUUUGAGUUAUGGGAAAUUGGCUACUUCAGCACUGAGCGCAGUCUUGCCAAGAAGCUCAAGCAAAAUCCUUUCUAUCCCUUCUUUCAGCAGCAGCCUAAUGUUUAUGUGCUAGACUAUUACCAGGACACCUUGUGGAAGGGGACUCUGCUUUUUUUAGUCUGCGUUCUACUCUUGAGCCUUGGGAUUUUCACUAAGGUGGGCAGUCAGCAGACAUGGGGUUUCCCCGCCUACGGAAUAGGUAUUGGUCUGUGGCUCAUAUUGUCAUCAAUACCAAAGCGCCGCCUGAUCUUGAACCAUACUCGUGGGAUGUACCACUUCUCCAUCCAAGGACGCACUGUGUGUCAAGGACCCAUGCACCGUGUCUACAUUCGCCUUGCUGUGAAAUCUGAUGCCUAUGGCAGGUACUUCUUCCAACUGGUCUUCUGUGGCUACAAACUGGAGCCACUGGUGCUGGUUAAGCUGUCAGAACAUUAUGAGCAAUUGGAAUUCCUGGGUCGCCAUAUGGCUCGCAAACUGAACUUGAACUACUUUGACUGUUCAUCUUUGUCCUACCGCCAUGUUAUCCGCCACUGGCCACUGGGAUCUCUAUACAGCCCUGGAAUUACCAAACGCAACUUGGCUGGCUAUAAACCUCGGGUUAGCCAGUAUCAAGAUGAUGACGAGGCUUGAGAACAGCCAACAUGGAUUGUGGUGAAAGAGUGGCCCCACAGUUCCCAUCCCCCUUCCUCAACAUCCCACCCAAAUGUCUUAGGUCUUUUACUUCCCUGUCUAUUUUCCCACCUGUAGCCCUUACUACCCCUGGGUAAUGAGGGUUUGAGGCCUAUCCCUGCUCAUCCCCCCCCUCAAUAAAACUGGUUCCUCCCACCUCCAUAA